UCUAUUUAGUAUAGCUAUAUAUAUAUAUACAUACAAAAAAAGGAAAUGAAAUUCGGAAAGAUAUUAUGGUAAAAAGAAGAAUAACUAAGUUCAAAGUAGACAUUGAAAAUUUAUUAUACAGUAGAAGAAUUCACUAUGGCAAGAUUAUAUAUAAUUUAUUUGGAUUUUUUGUUGGUUUGGUUGUGUGUGAUGGUGACAUUAACGAACGGUACUGAAAAAAAAUAUUACAAAUCUCGAGAAGAGAAUCAAUGCAAGGCGGAUGGUAUAGGGUACACUGGUAUUAUUAAGAAAUUAAAGUGCAAUGCUAGAAGAGCAGGAAAGUUGUGUGAAAAUGAUAAAUUUUGUGGAAAAGACGAACGGUGUCUAUGCAACGACAAGUGUGAAGAAUUCCGAUGCAAGUUCUACACAGCUGCCUCUUUUUUAGCCACAACUCCAACAUUACAAGCUUCAACUAAUUCAAGGUUAUGUCGAUUGGGAUGUGUGAAUGGAGGCACUUGCCAGAUUCAAAAUGGUACAGAAACGUGCAAGUGCCACACUACCCACACAGGAAAUUUAUGUGAAACAAGUAGAAAGAAAGAAUUUUGUGGACAUCCGAAUCCUUGCAAAAAUGGGUAUUGUGAUCCUACAAAUGAAGUAUGUGACUGUCCAUCAAACUUCACUGGGAAAUUUUGUGAAACACCUGUUUGUACACCACCUUGUAGUAGUAAUGGAUCAAAGUGUACACUUUUAAGUAAUAAUCAAACUGGCUGUCGGUGUGAGAAAUUGGGCUUUGAUGGUCCAGAUUGUAAGAAAGACAUUAAUGAAUGCCUUCAGCAUAAAGGCAUUUGUGGUCAACAUGGUGUGUGCAACAAUACUAUUGGUGCCUACAUUUGCCUUUGUAAACCUGGGUAUCAAGGCAAGCAUUGCGAAAUAAGAAAAACUUUUUGUGCCAAAGACACAUGUUUUAAUGGUGGCACUUGUGUUGAAGAGACCUCCUCGUACAAAUGUUACUGCUUGUCACCAUAUACAGGCCGUCGGUGUAAUGAGACCAGAACGUCUUGUCCUACAAACUACUGUCUCAAUCGUGGACAGUGUGAGUUGGUGCAGGGAAAAUUUAUAUGUAACUGUCCAACUGGUUUCACUGGAAGCAAAUGUGGAGACAAAAUUGUUAAUAAAUGUUUGGAUAAUCCAUGCAAGAAUGGUGGCACUUGUGAAAACAUGGGGGACUGGUAUCAAUGCACAUGUUUGCAAAAUUGGGAAGGUCAGAACUGUACAAAUAAAAAAGAUUUUUGCAAAGGCGUCAAUUGCAAUAAUGGUACCUGCUUAAAUGCAGCAGACAACUUUCAUUGCAAUUGUUUCGGUGGUUUUACUGGACAAAGUUGUGAAAUAAACAUCAACGAGUGUAAAAACCACACAUGUGUUCAUGGCGAAUGUUUGGAUGGGGUUAAUCAAUUUAAAUGCCUUUGCGAUGAUGGAUAUGCAGGUUCAAAUUGCACAGAGCCAGUGGAUAAGUGUCCCUUCGACUGUGGCAAGACAGGUUGUCAACAGGAGUGUAACACUAAAGCCUGUAACUAUGACAACGGCGCCUGCACUCUGGGCAUGCUUAAUCCCUGGGUGAAUUGCACCAAACCAACUUGUGAAAAGACAUUUGGAAAUGGUGUAUGCGAUCCAGACUGCAAUGUUGAAGAGUGCUUUUACGACGGCCAGGAUUGUUUUUCUGAGACUAAAUGCAAGUGGGAAAGCUUUUGUAGACAACACUACAACAACAGCAAUUGCGAGAAAUCAUGCAACACUGUUGGAUGUGCCUUUGACAAUCUUGAUUGUAGCAAAAACGAAAUUGAUAAGCGAGUACCUGGCAAUUUAGUCUUUAUCGUAGCCUCUACAAAAGACAAUUUUUUAAAACGUAAGGUUGAGUUUGAAAGAGACGUUUCUAAACUUCUUCGAAGCAACGUUGUUGUUGAGAAGGUUGAGCUGGUAAAUUCCUCUCGCACAAGACGAAGUGUCGAUCAAAAGCAACCGAAGCUGCGAGUAACAACCACCAUUAAUAAUAAAAUGUGCACUGGCGGUUGUUUCUCUACAACUGCGGAUGCUGCAAGUUUCUUGGCAGCAAAGGCAUCCAAAGGACAACUGGAUCUUCCCGUUCCAGUCUUGGCUGUGAGAGGUACAAAAGGCCCUUCGGCUAAGGAUAGUAGCAAAACACAUUUGUCACCAUUGUGGAUUGGACUGAUAGUCGUGGCGGCACCCUGCCUCCUUAUAGUUACGGUUGUAGCCGGAAAAAGGACCUAUGGUGCCCUCUGGGCGCCAGAAGGCCAUAGGCAACACCGGGCCAACGGGAUGAGACGGGAACCAGGUGUAGGACAGGAAGGCGAAGAACUCACGUCUUUGAAAAAAGAAUGUGAGUCUUCGUCGUCAGAGUCCAGCAGUCCUUCGCAAGAGCGACAGUCCAAGCGAUUCAAACAUGAUUUUGUUCAAUCGCUUGGGGGUGAUUGGAUGCAACACACGCCGCUAAGAGAUGCUGCUACAGAUUCAAGUGAGGCCAGUUUACAAUCGCCUCGUGAAAUCUUGACAGUGGAAAACGGCCGUCUUGAAUCGGCCCUCCAUGUGGCUGCCCGACUUAAUAAACCAGAAAUGGCGCGACAGCUAAUUGAUGAAUAUGGUCUCGACGUAAAUGUAAAAGACAAAGACGGCAAGUCUCCGUUACAUUUAGCUGUUCAGUUUCUUUCGGAAAACAUCUUUCAACUUCUUAUUCGAAACCGAUCCUGUCAAAUCGAUAGCCAGUGCAACUACGGCAUGACCGCGUUGAUGGAAGCUUGCCGUUCGUGCGCCAACUUUAUGGUGGUAGACCUUGUGUCUACAGGCGCAAAAGUGAAUAUAGCUGACAGACAGGGUUAUACCGCAUUGCAUCAUGCUGCGAUCGUGGAUAACCCCAAGUCAGCUUCACUUUUGUUGAAGAACGGCGCAAAGGUAGAUGCACAGAGUGUUAAGGGUGCCACACCCUUGUUCCUUGCUGCAAGAGAAGGCUGUUACAAGACUGCCGUUGUUCUGCUCUCCAACUUCGCCAAUAGAAGUUGUGCGGACGCGGCGGAUGUAACACCUUUGGCCAUCGCCGACCAGAAUGGUCAUUUAGACAUCACAAAGCUCCUCUCAAACUAUAAUUCACACAGCUAUGCUUCAACGCCAUCUCCAACCAACUCGCCACCACCGUCAUUGUCUCCCAAUUAUUCAGAUAUACGACCGAAAAUUGUCACCAAGGCACCUUUGUGUAAUUUCGACCAAAAGCAAAGUAACAAGCGCAAAAAGAAACCUAGUUCGAGAAAGGAAAGAAGAGGUACAAGUGGGCCGGACGGAGGCCAUCCAGGUUUUACUUAUCCGAUGAGCACCCAGUCCUAUCCAACACCACCUCACCGAACUUCGGUAGAACAGCCAUCGUUGCCUGAGUUAAAAAACGUGUUUGAAGAUAUUUACUCCAUUGAGGACUGUAUGCAAAAUAUGCCGUCAAAUAAUUGGCAGCCUAUGCCAAAUUCCAUCUCAAACUGCAUGGGAAACUCGUUUGUUCCAACAACUAUAAACUAUGAAGUGAACUUUCCUGGAGAGGACCCAUCUCAAAUGUUUACUACUGAACUCUCUCACCCAUUAAAUCUGAACGACGUGUUGGAUCAUCCAUUUCCGACGCCGCCGUCAGUUAAUGAGGUGGACUCUCCAUAUAGUGAGUUAGCAAUUAACGGACCAUCUCCAUUUUUGACCCCCUCUCCUGAUUCAUAUGCGACCACGUCGCCUGAAUCGGGAGGCUCUAUUUGUUAGUUGUUACUUUAAAUUUUUAAUUAGUAUUUCAUUUAUCCACUUUUUAAAAAGAACAAAAACGAUAACUCGGUAUGGAAAUAUUUCUUUCAACAUUUAAUGCAAUGUAACUAAAGUUUUGAUAAACCAAGCCGUUCCAUAAAAACAGAGGUUUCGUUUCGGGGCUGUUCACGGAAUUGAAGAACUUAUAAGUCGAACGCGUUUUUCACUUAACCGUGGUGUGACGUGUUAGCAAUGUUUUUUUCGAUGCAAGGUCGCGCAGCCAUGUUUAAUAACGUUGUUGGCAUAUUUAAAUUUUUAUAUUAACUUCUAAAUUCAUGAUUAUAAGAUGUAAAUAAUUUUUAUGACCAAUGAUUCUUUGAAAGUCAAAUAGAUUGGAAUUCUGAAUCUAUCCUAAUGGCCUUUGUGUGGGAGCGCUGCUCUCCUGCGUCAAAUGGCGACUCGUUUAAAAAAACAAGUAUUUCAACAAAACAUACUCCUCCGCAGGUGAUUUGAGGCCACUCAUUUCACUGUCGUCAAGGACUAACAAAAUUUAGCAGGGUUUUAAUGCAAAUAGUUAUAUGAUAAUUCCUAAUAUAAUUAUAGCUUUAUAUAUAUUAUACUUAUUUUUAUUGUCGUGUAAACGUACUUCAUUCUAUUGCAGAUUCAGUUAUUGUUGUUUUGCUCUAUUAGUUUUUCUAAUUACAUAUCUGAUGUUUAUAUGUGCUGUUCAUUGUGUUGCGCAUUUCUCUUAAAUUUAUAUUAAUUUUUUUUUGAUAUUAAUAUUUCCAAUUUUCUGUACCGGAAUGCAUCGCUUAGGCGCAUGUGCGUUUAAUUAAUUGGUACAAUUUAUUUUGGACGUGUGUUGAAGAAAGCGCUCAAUCAAUGCAUAGCGGUACAACUUUUUUUUUUAAUUUAUAAAGGAGGAGUCUUAUCCAUUUGUUCUCUUCUUCGCGGAUUUAUUCAUCUGUAAAGUGUACGUAGUUGUUUUUUUUGUCGGAUUUUUUUGUCUUUACGAAGUUUCUGAAACUAUUUUUAUUGAUACCUAACUUUUUGUAUAAAAAUGUUUAUAAGUCAGCAAUAAAUUUGCUAUAAAACACAUGGUU
This is a messenger RNA of Hydractinia symbiolongicarpus, 4862 nucleotides long. Its product is annotated as neurogenic locus notch homolog protein 1-like. The record is from RefSeq and is a predicted model, not a curated record. Gene Ontology annotation, molecular function: calcium ion binding; protein binding. Gene Ontology annotation, cellular component: plasma membrane; protein-containing complex. Gene Ontology annotation, biological process: heterophilic cell-cell adhesion; multicellular organism development; cell differentiation. NCBI's taxonomy places the organism in Eukaryota, Metazoa, Cnidaria, Hydrozoa, Anthoathecata, Hydractiniidae. Bases 136 to 3780 code for a protein of 1214 amino acids. The transcript is spliced from 15 exons.